GUAAGCGCCGCUGCGCCAUGUUAUCGAGGAUAGGAUUCAAAUCACCGCAAUCGGCUGCCAGAAUAUAAACUACAAGGCGUUUCUAACAAGAACAACUCUAAAUCAAAACUUAACACUUUCGCUCGUAAGCUUGAAAUUGGUAGCGUUACCGGCCGGCGAACUAGCUGGCCGAAACGAUUUUUUAUUAGUUUCCAUUGGUUCAAAGGCCGAAGCGGCUGCCAUGGAUUUUUAAGGCAUAAUGCGGCAUCUCUAAUGCAACGGCAAUGCAUAGUGCAAGGCAAAAUCAAGAGCGAAACUCCAUCUUCGCAACUGCCAAGCAGUUGGGCUCAAAUACCGUCCGCGGUAUACCUGUGAGCCAACCUGUACCACUGCUCCUGGACCGGAGGAAGCUAACGCUAGCUAGUUAGGCAGCUUAGCUAACAACAUCAAUUGAAAGAUUGAUUGAUUCCAUCGAUUCAUCGUCAACACUAUUACAAAAUGAAGCCUCAAGACAUCACCACCGGGAAGCCCAGCAGCCUGUGGAUCUUCGGGUACGGGUCACUGGUGUGGAAGCCUGACUUCAAGUACAGGAGGAGCCAGGUCGGCUACAUUCAAGGCUACAAGAGACGGUUCUGGCACGGAGACAACUUCCACCGCGGGAACGACGAGUUGCCCGGAAGAGUGGUGACGCUGAUUGAAGAUGAUGACGAGAGCACCUGGGGUGUGGCAUUCGAGGUGACAGGCUCUCAAGUUGAGGAGUCCCUGAAGUACCUGAACGUGCGCGAGGGGGUCCGCGGAGGCUAUGUCACCAAGAUGGUGGAGUUCUUCCCAGAGGGGGAGAACCAGCCUUCAGUUCAGGCGCUGGUGUACAUCGCCACCGCAGACAACACGCUCUACCUGGGGCCGGCUAGCUCGGAGAUGAUCGGAGUCCAGAUCGCAGUGUGCAGGGGGAAGUCGGGCCACAACCUGGAGUACCUGCUCCGCCUGGCCGAGUUCAUGAGGAGCAGCUGCCCACAGGUGGAAGACCACCACCUGUUCUCCAUCGAGGCCGCGGCACUGACCGUGGUGUCCUAUGUGUUGGCCUCCCAGUAGCUCGUACCCUUUGUCACACACACACACACACACACACACACACACACACACACAACACUGAGGCUUGUCACAUCAUGCCAGUCCAACCAUUUUUAAUGUUGUGAAAUCUCUCUUCGCACGACCAUCUGGUGUACUUGAAUGCUACUAAGUGAUAAUAAAAAAACGAAGCAUGACAUUAAGAGGUCUUUUUUUUUUUUUACUGAAGCAUGACCUGAUGUUUGCAAUGUAAUGCUACAUCUGUAUGAUGAAUUGUUACUGUAAACAUCUUUUUUUAUUUGCACAGUUCAGAUUCCGUCCUACCCAUACAGACGGUACAACAUUAAUUGUCAUGGUGAAAACUUGUUUGCAAUUGACCUGUUUUGUUUUUUAAAGCUCAUUGUGCCAACUUUUAUUCAGUUGCAAACAUCAAUAAAAAAGUUAAAAUAA
Messenger RNA from Gymnodraco acuticeps, 1497 nucleotides. It is a transcript of the gene chac1, whose product is annotated as ChaC, cation transport regulator homolog 1 (E. coli). Gene Ontology annotation, biological process: glutathione catabolic process. Gene Ontology annotation, molecular function: gamma-glutamylcyclotransferase activity; glutathione specific gamma-glutamylcyclotransferase activity. The transcript has 3 exons. NCBI's taxonomy places the organism in Eukaryota, Metazoa, Chordata, Actinopteri, Perciformes, Bathydraconidae. The record is from RefSeq and is a predicted model, not a curated record. Bases 478 to 1071 code for a protein of 197 amino acids. Gene Ontology annotation, cellular component: cytoplasm.